AUUUUGUGCGGGUAUAUGUGUCGGGGGCGGUUCGGGCAGCCGCGGAUCUUCUCUCUGCGCUCUCUGGUCUGCAAUGGACGGCAUUGUCCAAGAUAUAACAGUUGGUACGAAGCGGGGGUCUGACGAGCUUCUGUCUGCUUGUGUUACUAACGGUCCAUUUAUCAUGAGCAAUUCUACUCCCUCUGCUGGUGAAUACACCAAUGGCAACGACAGCAAAAAGUUCAAAGGUGAUAACCGAAGCGCAGGAAUAGUACCCUCCAAAGUCAUUCAUAUCCGCAAACUUCCUAAUGACAUCACAGAAGCAGAGGUCAUCUCCCUAGGCUUACCUUUUGGCAAAGUCACCAAUCUUCUCAUGCUGAAGGGGAAAAAUCAGGCUUUCAUAGAAAUGAAUAGCGAAGAAGCAGCUAACACAAUGGUGAGCUACUACAGCACUGUCACUCCAUACCUGCGGAACCAUCCCAUCUACAUCCAGUAUUCUAACCACAAGGAACUGAAAACUGACAACUCUCCUAAUCAGGCAAGAGCACAUGCAGCUCUUCAGGCAGUAACCGCAGUGCAAAGUGCCAACAUGGCUAUUACUGGCACCGGAGUCGCAGAUACUUCAGUCGCCCUCACUGGUCAGAGCCCUGUCCUCCGCAUCAUUGUGGAAAAUCUCUUUUAUCCCGUCACUCUGGACGUAUUGCACCAGAUUUUCUCCAAGUUUGGCAGCGUGAUGAAAAUUAUUACUUUCACUAAGAACAACCAGUUCCAGGCCCUGCUCCAAUAUACUGAUGGCCCCAGUGCACAACAUGCUAAACUGGCCCUAGAUGGACAGAAUAUCUAUAAUGCCUGCUGCACUCUGCGUAUUGAUUUCUCCAAGCUGACUAGCCUUAAUGUUAAAUACAAUAAUGAUAAAAGCCGAGACUACACUCGUCCCGACCUGCCAUCUGGUGACAGCCAGCCAACCUUGGACCAAACCAUGGCAGCUGCUUUUGGUGCACCAGGUAUCAUAUCAUCACCUUAUGGAGGGGCUGGCUUUCCUCCUAGCAUUGCCUUCCAGCAAGCUGACUUCCUCCUACGUCCAUCAGACUACUGUUUGUCCGUUCCAGGGGUUCACUCCUUGGCUCCGCUCGGCAUGCCAUCAGCAGCAGCAGCUGCAGCAGCAGCAAGUCGCAUGGGUAUCCCUGGCUUCUCGUCUCUAGGCAAUACUGUCCUGCUCGUUAGCAAUCUCAAUCCUGAGAGAGUUACGCCCAAAUGCCUCUUUAUUCUUUUCGGUGUGUAUGGUGAUGUGCACCGCGUAAAGAUCCUCUUCAACAAGAAAGAAAAUUCCUUGGUACAGAUGGCUGAUUCUAAUCAAUCUCAACUGGCAAUGAGCCACUUGAAUGGCCAGAGGCUUCAUGGAAAGGCAAUGCGUGUGACCAUGUCCAAGCACCAGACUGUGCAGCUGCCCCGUGAGGGCCAGGAGGACCAGGGCCUGACCAAGGACUACAGCAGCUCACCUCUUCAUCGCUUCAAGAAACCUGGAUCCAAAAACUUCCAGAAUAUUUUCCCUCCUUCUGCCACCCUCCACCUCUCCAAUAUUCCACCCUCUGUCACAGAAGAUGAUCUGAAGAUGCUGUUUUCGACCACCAAUGGCAUGGUCAAAGGAUUCAAGUUCUUUCAGAAGGACCGCAAAAUGGCUCUCAUCCAGAUGGGGUCAGUGGAAGAAGCAAUCCAGGCCCUCAUCGAUCUUCACAAUCAUGAUCUUGGAGAAAAUCAUCACCUCAGAGUUUCUUUCUCCAAGUCAACUAUUUAGAAGCUGUAACAUGGACUUCCCAGCUGGUCCCAAAUUAUGGGAUCUAGUAUAGCCUAUGGGCACAAUGAUUUGAUUCUUAUUCCACAGACGCCACUAGACUUCAAAGCAGGUGCAUAGCUGGAAAAUCACCCAAAAUUAACCAUGGUUCCAAUAUCUUUUUAAAAUGUUCUGACAUUUACUCCCGAGCUCCAUCGACAUCCUGUCAGUCUCGUGGUGGCGCUCCCAUCAUUUCUCAAUUGGUUUGUCACAGAUUGGCUUGUGCUAGUGUUGCUCUUAAUUCAACAUUUGAAAUUGUUCUUCUAGAAAAGUUUACAGGUUGCAAAUUUCUCUGGGAUCACCCAAGAAUAGUGCACCUAAUAUAUCAGGUUGUGUAAUAAGCCUUUUAAUAGUCCUAUUUCCCCAUUGGGUAUCCAUACCACUAUACUGCGGAAGUCUGGAUAAUAUUUUAAGCAUAUCUAAUUUCAUUAAAUAAUUAUCCUGUGCCUUAUGUCUUAUAAUGAAACGAUGGCCAUUUUAUAAUUGUAGGUCUGUUUCUGGUUAUGUGCUUUACGAUUAGUCUGGUUUUGCUGCUUGGUUUUGCUCUCCAAUGUUGUUGGUUGUCCAAAUUGUGUGUUGGAGGGAAGGAGGCUGGUUAGUUGUAGCCUUAAAAUAGCAAUCAGACAGAAGUUACUGAUUGUAGCUGUAUCCAUCCUACCUCAGGUUUUGGAUAAUUAAGCCAAUCCAUCAGUGUUCUUGGGCAGCAAGGUUUUCUGAAAGUCGACAGUUUUUCUCUUUUCUCACCCCCCCCCCACCCCCAAAAAAACACACUUGGGUAAGCCAUAAGGAUUCUGUGCAAACUAAUGCCCUGACUUGGGCACUCUAGCCUCAACAAUAUGGACUGUUGAGCAUUUCAGUUUUAUCAAUUGAAGCAGUGCAAAUAUGAAGGUUGCCAGAGGUUGUAAGCUGGUAAUGUAUUUGUAUAAAAUGCCACACCGCAUUUUAAGCGCUUUGCAUGUUAAUAUAAUUGUAUUUUUUUUCUUAAAAAAAGUAUGGUCUAGUUUAGACCAGAAAACUGAGCAAUUCUGCUUACUGUCUGUGCUAACACUUGAUCAGAUGUUGACUAAUUAUUUUCAGAGUAAAUCUUAUAACACUGAAUCUGAGCUGAUUCACACCAAUACUGCACGCAUGGAAAUGCGCAAUGUUUUACAGGACACUUGCCACAGGCUGCUUUUCAGAUUGUAAGGCACUCACUCCUGUAGAAUUGCGUAAACCUGUUUAGCCCAACUCCAGAAGUGCCCUUCAUAAGGCAACCACUAGUGACGUGCCCUCUUCCUCGCAAAGAAGCUGCGAUACCAGAAACAGUCCCAAUUCUAAAUGGCCUUGGCUUGUUGCCUUCUAUAUUCAAUAUCUUCAUAUGUAUUUUAUAGUUGGGGUGUUUUACUAUCUUAUGGAGUCUGUAGAAUGUAUUUUCUACCUUGUAUUUUGUUUAGUAUGAUUGAUUUUAAGCAAUUUUUUUUUGAGCUGGAAAUUUGUGCGCUUGUACACCUGUAUCUGUGACGGAGCCGGGUGCAAUAUUGGUUCCCGCGGCCCGCAAGGUAUAAUUCCGUCACCUGUAAGAUUCAUGUAAUAGAUCAGCUGAAAUUUCAAGUGGCGUGAAGUUUGUUUUAUGCCAUCUUUAGUAAAUUGUGCUUUUUUUUUUUGCUUUUUUGAUUUUUAUAUAGCUUUCUGGGUGAGACUCGAGACCAGACUUAUCACCUUUCAGUCUCUUCUUACUACCCAGUGAUUCCAUUCCAUUUUUACCUUGCCUUGUUCCCUUAUGCACGAGUACAGCAUUGACAAAGAGGUUUCUACAGUAUCGUUGAAUUGUCAUUACAGUACUUGAGGACAAAAGUUUCCCACCACACAUGUGUGAUUUUUAGCUAUAACCAUUUCACUGUCCAUUGGCUACUUAAAGCUCAGUUAACCCCAUGCUGGGCCAUUGAAUAUUGGUCCUGUGGAUAAGUGUUGAUGCUUGAAGUACAGAAAUAGCAUAUGUACAAUCACCUCUGACCAGGGCUUUCCAUUAGGGUCGUAUGAUUCAGCAAAUCAACAAACUAGUGGGAGCAGUAUCUGCAUUUACUUUCUGAAAUUCUCAGAAUAGUGGUGUGGGGUAAACUGAGUGUUUCUGUUGUUGGCUUCUAGAAUCCCCAGUUAACUACAUCCACAUCACUCAAAUUAACUUCUUGGGUUUACCAGUAAGUUUGCUGUAAAUCUAUAGCAUGGCUUUUUAUUUGCAGACUGGCUCUCAAUGAUUUGUAGAAUUGCUGAUCCUUUUGUGGGUGCCUGUGCUGUUCGAAUUGGCAGACUUGACCGGAACUUAGUAACAUUGCAGAUUAACCUAAGGCCCGCACCCUCAGCUGCAGUUACGCUACCUUUGGACAGAUAAUGAACAACUCCUGUUUUGGUUAGAGCUCAGCACUCUGGUUCAGGCAGUAUGGUUCCUUGAUUGAUGUUUCAGCCCUGUCUGGAAUGUACUGCAUUCGAUAGGAUGCUUUUAAACGAGGGCUGAGUUGCUUCUAGAAAAGGCCUGUGUGCAAGACGAUUACUGUAAGGAAAAGGGUUGUCCAUUUAAAAAGGUUUAUUUUAAAAUCUAGUUGGCACUAGCAUUACAAUUGUUUUUUUUCUUUCAGAACAGCUCAGAAUUCAUGGUUUCUCUCCCUGUUCAAGUGUACAAAUCAGCAUUCCCUUCUAAAGUUGGAAGUGUUUAAAAACCCACCUCCCAAACAUUCCACUGUGGGCUAAAUGCUGGAGUCAUACCAAUGAGCAUUUUUAUGCUUUUGAUUAAUCUAUUGAUUUGUGUAUAUGGGUGCUCAUUAAUAUGACCAUUUUUUAAAAAACAAUCUUGUGCCUAUACCAAUACCACGUGCUAUAGUUUACAUUGUUAGAGCAGAAUGCCCAAGAAUGUUUAACAUUUUUAGUUUUUUUUUCAGGGUUUCAUGGACCAAAGUUAUUGUGCCUUCUGCAGUUCUUUACAUUUUACUAUUCCUCUUCUAGCCCUCAAAUGUGAUUACUGUAAAGUUAUCUGUGCACCUAGAAUGAUUGGUAGCUCGCCUUCAGGGAAUCCAGUGCACGACAUGAUGCUGGAUUCAAUCUGCGUUCCUGUAAGACUGUUAGAGGUGCUGCCUAAGAAAAUGUACAUGAAGAUUUUUGUUUUGAACCAGAAUAUUACAUACAACUCCCCAUCUUUGACCUUGAUUUCUUAAAUUCCCUCUUUUCAGCUGUAAAGAAUGUUUGAAAAAAGGUGUAAAUAUUCAUAACUUUUUUUUACCUAGAGAGGCUAAGGGGAACAAAACCGGUUUUUAUAUGGAAGCAUUGUCUUGUAUAUUUUGAUUAAAAAAAACAGCUGUCAGGUUUCGUAUGUAAAAGGGUUUUUCAGAAAACAAUUCCUCUUCUAUUGAGAAGAAUGUUUGUAAUGCAAAGAGAAGAGAUUAAAAUUAUUUUCUAAUGAAUUUGUAUGUUGCUGUAUGAAUAUAUUCACCAGUGUAACACCUUUCAAAUUAUGCAAUUUUUUUCUUUUACAACUAUUAACACCUCUGGGCAAUGUAGUUCUUGCGCCUUCAAUAAACUGCUUCAUUCUUUA
This is a messenger RNA of Callorhinchus milii (elephant shark), 5372 nucleotides long. Its product is annotated as polypyrimidine tract-binding protein 1. The transcript is spliced from 16 exons. Gene Ontology annotation, cellular component: nucleus. Gene Ontology annotation, molecular function: mRNA binding. Gene Ontology annotation, biological process: regulation of cell differentiation; regulation of RNA splicing; mRNA processing. Lineage: Eukaryota; Metazoa; Chordata; Chondrichthyes; Chimaeriformes; Callorhinchidae. The record is from RefSeq and is a predicted model, not a curated record. Bases 74 to 1774 code for a protein of 566 amino acids.